Notodromas monacha is the source of this 1756-nucleotide messenger RNA. NCBI's taxonomy places the organism in Eukaryota, Metazoa, Arthropoda, Ostracoda, Podocopida, Cyprididae. The record is from the annotation of a GenBank genome assembly.
UAUUUUUGCAGAUGCUUGGUUCAUUUUGCCUGUCCAGGUCGAAACGUUCAAAUGGAGAGUGAAGCAGUGAAGACAAUCAUUAAUGAAAUCCGGAGCGUCCGUGUUCAACGGAACGCGAUUUAUGACGAACGACCAGCUGUACAGUCGGACUUCGAGUCAGAAUGGCGUGCCAAAGUUACACAUUUUCUCAAGCGAGUUCCAGACAUGAUCAGAAACUUGGACAAUGUCCCGAAGAAGCUAGAAAGACUUCUUGCGGCCGAAGUGCUGAUGUUUUUGGCGGAGCACAAAGACGAUUCGAUGCCUUGGGCUGUAACGAACGCUGAACAUACUACGAAUGAAGUUCUGGAAGUCUUGCUGAAGAAGUUUGAAGUGGAUUCGGUUUCUCAGUUGCUGCGAAGCGUCGGAAGGAACCAUUCCGUUCUUGGGCAAUGCUUGCUGAUCUGUAAAGAACAGUUUCAAGACCCAAUUUGGAAAGCUCAUCCUGCUGCGCCACAUGCCUUUUUAUGGUUGUUUUCUCACGCAAAGUUCCCGGAUGUGUAUCCUGAGAUCGAGAUAGUAUUCCCCAUAAUAGUCCGACUUCUGGAUGACUACAUAACGGAAAACAAGUGGCUGGGCUUACAGUGCUUGGAAAUUCUCCUCCAAAAUGUGACCCCGACGGAAAUAGCAAGACUUGGAAGAAGACAAGUUUUGUCCUCGUUGCUCAGAAACAUGCUGCUCAGCGAGUACGAAGAGCAGAGUCUUCGCACGUGCAUAAUCCCAACAUUCUGCGAACAAGACGCUCUUGUUUUGAAGGAGCAACUGACUGUGCGAUUAUUCAAAUAUGCUGCGGAGGCCGAAGGAGCUGAUGAUCCGAGCGACUGUUUGGUAGAAGAGAUGGACGAGGCUUUCGAAGGGCUGCUUCGUCGUGUCUGCAUCAUGCUUCCUGGUGCAAAGUUACGCACGUCUUUGACUGAUGUCAUUAUGGAUUACUUGCCGGUGUACAAGUUUUCUGGGCUCAAGUGGAGUUUGCUGAUAGUCGAUGCUAUUUUACCACCCUUGGAAGCACAUCCAGUAAAAAUUGAUGCUGUCCGCACAUUGAAAUUGGCAAUCGAGUUUUUAUGGCCAGUCUUGCCCGGACAAAUCGUCAAAAUAUCUCAAGCCGUGAGCGCUUGUGAGGAAACGUUGGACUCUUCAGCUGUUGAAAUCAAGAGAGAAAUUGACCUUUGUCAAGACUUCGUGAGAUCAUUGGAAACCACCAAAUUCAAGCGUCAGAUGGCCAGAGUGGUCAAGUGGACUUUGAAAACUUCCAUCAAACUUGGUUUGAUCGGAGGCGCCAUUUAUGGAACCAAGAAAUACGGCAUUUGGGAUGACGCUGCUCACACGAAACACUUGUACGAAGACAUGAAGGCGAACAUACCAUAUAAAGAAGAACUCGGCUUGGAUAAGCCGUUACUGCAAGGCUGGAAAUGGGACUCCCUGGGAGACAAAUGGAACAGAGGAGUUUUUCGCGUGUUUACCUGGCUUGCCAACUCGCCGGAAAUUAUGUCACAAUUGAGUUCUAAGGCCUGGGAGACUACCAAGGACCUGACUUACGGAUUGAUGACCAUCAACGAACAGGAUACUCAUUCUGCUGGAGCAAAGGCCUAACGUGAACAUGGGGCCCCUUUGAUGUGAAAUAGUUCGAAAAUUUGGAAUGCUGCAUAGCUGAUUGUGAUUGUCUUGAAACCCGUGGAUUGUAAAUCAUUCUAAUGGAAUAAAGUUGAUGAUUCACGAUAAA